This is a messenger RNA of Bombyx mandarina (wild silkworm), 3158 nucleotides long. It is a transcript of the gene Rtf1, whose product is annotated as RNA polymerase-associated protein Rtf1. Lineage: Eukaryota; Metazoa; Arthropoda; Insecta; Lepidoptera; Bombycidae. The record is from RefSeq and is a predicted model, not a curated record.
UUUAGUAGAAGGAAAACCAAGCAGACGCAUUUUACGGCCGUUUUAGUGUUGAAUUCAUUCAAAAUGGCCAAAAGAAAGAAUAAACCGUUGAUCGAUUCUGAUUCAAGCAGCGAAUGCUCAGAUUUGGAGUCACAACUGCUAAAUCUCGCGAAAAAGAAGAAGAAAACAGAUGUUCAACCCCCACCUAAGCCAAGGAGCAGAUCCUCAGGGAAGUCAUCCGACAGUGAUUCAGAUGAUGAUAAUGAUGAAAAACCUAAUCACUCAAAGUCAUCAGCAUCAUCGUCUGAUUCUGAUUCAGACAGUGACGCCAAAAGCAAUGCAUCCAAGAGCAGAGACUCGCCUCCGAAGCGGGCUUCCUCAGAUGAAGAGUCGAAAGAGACCGAGCCAAAGAGAUCUGAAACCAGAAAGAGCAUUGAAAGUGCUGGAUCGGAGAAGAAAAAAGAUACUUUCAGUGAACCAGAGGAAGGUGAAGUAUCUUCACAUUCGUCAGACAAUGACUCCGUUGACUCUGAAGAGGAAUUUGAUGAUGGGUAUGAUGAAAAUUUAAUGGGAGAUGAAGAGGAUAGAGCUCGUCUGGCUGCCAUGUCAGAGAAAGAGAGAGAACAAGAGAUUUUCAAACGUAUAGAGAGAAGAGAUUUAAUGAAAACUAGAUGGGAGAUAGAACGUAAGCUACGCUUAGCGAGACGUUCUGCGGCUGAACGAUCUGCAUCUCCGGGAGAAAUAGCUAGAAGGAGAGAGGCCAGGAAACGGAGGAGAGCCAUGCGUGAACAGAGAUUGAAGGAGAGGGAGAAAGAGAAAGAAAGACAGCGGCAAGCUGCUGAAGCAGAAGCAGAGAAAGAGAAGGAAAAAGAAAAAGAGCCCCAGAAUGAACCAGAAGAGACGCCUCCUAGUCCUGGAGAGAUACUGGACGAAAGUAAAGAUAUGGAGACCUCAGAGAGGUCAGCCUCUCCGUUGUUUGGCUGUAAAACAGAACGGAAACGCGCCGUGGAUGACAAACGACAGAAUGCUAUGGCCGCGUUGCGAGCUCAAAGGGCUUCGAGAGUGCAAAGAGCGCCGGCUGACGCUGAAGCAGAUUUAAUAGGCGGCUCGAGCAAACAGACUGUGAAACUUAAAGCUUCAGAUAUUUAUUCGGACGACUCCGGCUCUGAAUCUGAAGAUAAUAAAUCAGCUCGGAGAAGUUCCACGAGUUCAUCCUCGUCCGGUGCAGAAGAAGAAGAGAGAGAGAAGAAACGACAAGAAGUGGAAGUCAGAUACGCCGACACCAGGGAACAAAUCAACAAACUGCGCUUAAGCAGAUUCAAACUGGAAAGACUGGUCCACUUGCCGUUUUUCACUCGUGUUGUCACAGGGUGUUUCGUCAGGAUCGGCAUAGGGAAUAACAACGGGAAUCCUGUAUACAGGGUGGCAGAGAUCAUAGACGUGCACGAAACUGGGAAGGUUUAUAACUUGGGCAACACAAGAACAAAUAAAGGCUUCAAAUUGAGGCACGGAACUCAGGAUAGAGCGUUUAGAUUGGAAUUCGUCAGUAAUCAGGAAUUCACGGACGGAGAAUUUCACAAAUGGUACAAAGCUCUAAAGGACGCGAACAAGAAGCCGCCCACCAUGGACUUCGUCAGGAAUAAGAUCAACGAAGUCAAGCAGGCGCUCAUGUACGAAUUUAAGGAAGAAGAUAUUGAGAAAAUAGUGGCAGAGAAGGAGAGGUUCAGAUCUCACCCGACCAACUAUGCGAUGAAAAAGACGCAACUUAUGAAAGAGAGGGACGUGGCACAACUGAGGGGUGACGAUGAACUGGUGAUGGACCUGAACUCCAAGAUCGAAGAGUUGGAGGAGCGCGCCAACCAGCUCGAUAAGACGCGGACCUCGUCCAUACAGAGCAUCUCGUACAUCAACAACAGGAACCGGAAGCUGAACGUUGAAACCGCCGAGAAGGCUAUCAUGGAAGAGGUCAAAGCGAAUAAAGGAAAGAAAACAGACGACCCAUUCACGAGGCGGCACACCAAACCCGUCAUGAACUUUAAAUCACAAAGCAGCAGGAGUCAGGAGCUAAUAAGCAAUCAGCAGGCCGCAGCCGUGGAAGCCCAGAUACAAAUUGAGGAAGAGAGGAUGGAGAAGGAGAAAAUUGAGAGAGAUAGACUUGAAAACCACGAGGAGUCGAAGAGGUCCCGCGGCGAGCACCCCACGUCCAGCGACACCAGCCUGUACUCGCUGCACGACUUCGAAAUUAACAUAGACCUAGAUCUACCCGCAGCAAAAUCCGUGUCGAGCCAGCCGAAGCAGGUGACGACGAAGGUCAAGGAGACGGGGCCCAAGCGCUCGCUCAACCUCGAGGAGUACAAGAAGAGGCACGGGCUCAUUUGAGUGUCGCCGCCGCCCCGCGGUCCCCCGCCCGGCCCCCCGACUGGGAACCAUCCGGUGUGCUUUGGAUUCGUGAAGAUAAUUAAUACAAAAGUGAAGUUCAACUGUGGAAGUGUGUCGGAGCGAAAAGCGCGCGAGUGUUGCCAGGAAUUUGAAGUUGUGUUUGUGCAGUGGCAACACUGAACUCAUUGCAAUAGUGUCGAGUGAUAUUGAGCCUCUGUGAAGUUAAUUUUAAUCGAUGAUUGUGCGAACAAAUAUACAUUAGGACUCGAAUGAUACGUUGAUUUUAAUGAAAAUGUUUGAGUUAUGGCGUCGUGAUCUUACCGCCAAGUGGGACUUACAUAACGAACCUACCUUACUAUAGACACACGCAUACUCAUGUUACUUAUUGCUCAGUCAAGUAACGUGCUAACGACUCGUCUGGCAGUAAGUUGUUCGUGUAGCAACGCGAUCGCCGCCAGCUGCCUUGAGGCUUGAGGUCUGCGUCUCAACAGUCACUAUCAAUUGAGGUUACCGCCCCAGCUCAUUGAAGCCUUUAUUCUCAUGCAUCAUCAUAUCGAGGGUUGAUAAUUCUAUUUAAUGAAUCAAUUUCUUGGUAUGGAGGCGUCUUCAGUAAACACGCGAUCGAAAUACAAAUUCCACCUUUAGAAAUUAAAUGGCUUAACAAAUUCUUUUAAAGAAAAUGUUUUAUACUUUGUACGACUUACAAUCAAUAUCGUCGCUGUCAAACCAAAAUCUGCUAUGUAAAUUUUAUAUGAAGUUGAAUUUUUAAGAACUAUAUCAAAUGAAAGCCGUAAAUUAAU